Messenger RNA from Rosa rugosa (rugosa rose), 3473 nucleotides. RefSeq names its product disease resistance protein RPV1-like. The transcript is spliced from 4 exons. Bases 149 to 2836 code for a protein of 895 amino acids. Gene Ontology annotation, biological process: defense response; signal transduction. The record is from RefSeq and is a predicted model, not a curated record. Lineage: Eukaryota; Viridiplantae; Streptophyta; Magnoliopsida; Rosales; Rosaceae. Gene Ontology annotation, molecular function: ADP binding.
UUGUGGAAACGUGUGGGAAACAUUUCGAGGAAACUUCCUCGGCACCUUUGCUUUAAUUAGUGAUUUGAGAAUCCAAUGAACUCUGCCUCUUUCUUCUUCAAAGUCCAGAAACUCUUUCACUGUCUCUCUUGUUAUCUCACAGCUUUCAAUGGUGAUCAUUCAAGAAGCCUCUUCUUCUUCUUCUUCUUACUCCACCCAUCCAUGGAAAUACCAUGUCUUUUUGAGUUUUAGAGGUGAGGAUACCCGCAACAAUUUCACAGGCCAUUUGUGCAGCGCUUUGCGUCAGAAUGGAAUCACCACCUUCAUGGAUGAUCAGCUCAGAAGAGGAGAAGAAAUAUCAACAGCACUUCUCCAAGCAAUUGAACAGUCCAAGAUUUCAAUCAUUGUGUUCUCUAUAAACUAUGCAUCCUCCAAGUGGUGUUUGGAUGAACUUGUCAAGAUCCUCGAGUGCAAGAAAUCAAAUCAACAAGAGGUUCGACCAGUUUUCUACAAAGUCAAUCCCUCGGAUAUACGAAAUCACAGAGGUAGCUUUGCGGAGGCACUUGCUAAUCAUGAAUGCAGAUUCAAAGAUAACCCGGACAAGGUUCAGAAAUGGAAGGAUGCUCUCUCAGAAGCAGCACAUUUGUCAGGGUGGCCUCUUAUGGAUGAGAAUUGCUCUGAAUCCAGUGUUAUUCAUGAAAUUGUUAAAGAGAUUUCAGAGCAAGUUAUAAACAGUACAUAUAUGUAUGUGGCCAAGUACCCGGUUGGAAUAAAACCUCGGGUGCAAGAGAUCCAUAAGCUUUUAGGUGUUGAGGGAAGAGACAUUCAUAUGGUAGGGAUAUGGGGGGCUGGUGGAAUGGGUAAGACAACAAUUGCCAGAGCUGUCUAUAACUCAAUUGCUCAUAAAUUUGAUGGGAGUUGUUUUUUGGAAAAUGUUAGAGAAAAUUCAAUGGGUGCCAAAGGCUUUGUCAAACUACAAAAGAAACUUCUUUGUGAGAUUCUAAAGGGAACAAAUUUGAAGGUGGCCAAUGAAGCUAGAGGAAUCACUAUGAUCAAGGAAAUGUUGCAAUAUAAAAGUGUUCUCUUAGUGCUUGAUGAUGUGAAUGAUAUUGAUCAGCUAAACAACUUAGCUGGUGAAUGUAGUUGGUUUGGUAUGGGUAGUAGAAUCAUCAUAACAACCAGGGAUAAACAAUUGCUGACAGGUCAUAAUGUUAAUCUAAUAUAUAAGGUCCAAGAAUUGGCUCAUCAUGAAGCUCUCGAGCUUUUUAGUCGAAAUGCCUUCAAAGGAAACAGACCUUUGGAUGGUUUUGCGGAACUUACACAACGUGCUAUACGCUAUGCUCAAGGCCUUCCAUUAGCUUUGACUGUUCUAGGAUCUUCUCUAUGUGGUGGAAAUGUAGAGAAAUGGGAAGCUGCAUUAGAUGGUUUCAAAAGCAGCAAAAUUCAAGAUGUUUUAAAAAUAAGCUACAGUGGAUUGGAUCAGAGAGUGAAGGAAGCUUUUCUUGACAUUGCAUGUUUCUUUAAAGGUGAAAAUAGAGAACACGUGAUAAAAAUAAUAGAAGCUUGUGGCAGCAAAAAGCAUGAUAUUGAUGUGCUCAUAGACAAGGCCCUCAUCAGUAUUAGAGACAUGGAUUGCAUUUGGAUGCAUGACUUGCUAGAAGAAUUGGGUAGAGAGAUAGUUCGCGAAGAGUCGCCCAAUGACCCUGGAAAGCGUAGCAGGCUGUGGUUUCAUAAAGAUGUUUACCAUGUUCUAACAGAGAAUACUGGAACAGCCAAUGUUAUAGGCAUCAAGGUGGAGCUGACCAAAGAUUCAGAUGUGAUAUGUUUAAGUGGGACCACUUUCUCCAACAUGCGAAAUCUUAGACUUUUCAUACACCGUGCUGGAUGCUAUUCUGGCGCUAUUGAUAGUCUGCCAAAUAGCUUGAGGGUAGUUGAUUGGCCUAAAUAUCCCUUACAAUUUUGGCCAUCCAAUUUAAUUCCAAGAGAACUUGCUCUAAUCAAUAUGCCUCGCAGUCGCAUCAAAGUAAUGGGAGAUAGAUACAAGCAUCUGAUAAAUCUGACAUCAAUAAAUCUAUGUGGUUGUCAGUACCUAAAGAAAGUGUCAGACUUGUCGGGAAGCCCAAACUUACAAUGUUUGGAUCUAGAUUACUGCAGAAGUUUAGUUGAAGUGCAUCCUUCCGUUGGAUUCCUCGAUAAACUUGAGUAUUUGAGUCUAUUCAACUGCUCUAGGCUUGAGACUUUUCCCACGGAAGUUAGCUGGAAAUCCACGAGGACGCUUCGGCUUUUCGGGUGUGAAAGGCUUGAGAAUUUCAUAAAAAUUGUGCACAAGAUGGAGUCCAUUAAAACAUUGGAUCUAAGGGAAAGUGGCAUAAAAGAACUGCAGUCAUGGAUUGGAUGUUGCAUUUCCUUGGAAGUUUUGAACUUGCAUGAAAGUUCAAUCAAACAACUGCCCUUAACGAUUGGAAAUCUUACUUCUUUAAGAGAAUUGUACCUGUGUAGAACUCCCUUUAAGGAAUUGCCUUCAUCGAUUGGGUAUUGCACUUCCUUGAAGAUAUUGGACGCGUCUAAAACUCCCAUUGAAGAACUGCCUUUGUCAAUUGGGGAUCUCACGUCCUUGGAGAGAUUGAACGUUUCUAAAACUUCCAUCAGAGAACUGCCUUCUUCAAUUGGGAAUCUCACUUCCUUGCGGAUAUUGGAUGCUUCUAAAACUUCCAUCAGAGAACUGCCUUCUUCAAUUGGGAAUCUCACGUCCUUGGUGGAAUUGGACGCUUCUAAAACUUGUAGUAAAUAUGCACCUUUUACCCAGAACCUUGUUUCUCUUUAUAGGCUUAUGACUGUGCAAACAAUAAUAGGAUGAUGAUGCAAAAUAUCACAGCAAGAACAUAAGGAAACCACAGCACACACGAACACAGAAUUUUAUAGAGGUUCGACAAAAACUUUGCCUACGUCCUCUGUGUGAUCUCUCUUGAGAAUCACUAGCACUAUGGAGAAUAACAACUUGAUUACAAGUACUUAUUGAAAUCCCUAUGCUAAUCCCCAACCCCUUUGCUAGAUCUCUCUAUCACCCUUGGCUCUACCUGCCCCUGUGUUUAUAUGUAGCUGAGAACUCUCUGAGAUCUCUCUUUGAUCUCUUCUCUGAUCUGAGGACACCUUAUGUGACCUCCUGCAGCCCUAUGUAUAGAUUGUAGGUGCUGGUUACAAACAUGUCACAUUAGGAUUCCUAAAACUAUUAGAACAAGGAAAGAGAGCUAGCUUUUCUAUUCCUAACUAGAAUAGAACUUACUUUCCAGGUCUAAAUCAAUAGGAAUAACUGUUCCUAUUCCAAAACCCAUUAGGAUAAUCCUAAUCAACUUGGACAUAUCAACGAGCCAAAUUCACAACAAUCUCCACCUUGGUGAGUUGAUACCAAACUGAUUGCUGCAACCUCCAGGAUAUCUUGUACUUCUCGAAGUAAUCCUGAAACCUUCAAGAACCUUCACCUUGGCAAGACUCUU